AUCCGUUCCCUGAUUUUUGUUGCACCUUCCUCUGCCGCCUCUCUCUCCGCAUCCCAAACUCUUUGUUUCGAAAGUUGAAAACGUUGUCAACGAGAGAAGACACAAGUUGAACCCUUCAACACAUGCUUGCCACCUCAAAAUAGACCAAACAAGCCUUGUUCUUUUCUGCACACACCACCACCACCACCACCCACCAACUUCUUUCAGCUAUUACUAUAAGCCUAAGAGUUUUAUAAUGUGGGAUCAGAGGGAUAUGAGUAAAAGUCAAGUCUCGAUAAUUCUUUUCAUACAUGUUUGGGAUCAGAAAGAUUUUAGCCGCAAGCUUUCUUUUUGUUGAUGAACUGGUUGGAUUCUGGCAAGGAUUUCUCCAUGGGAGAAGCACCUGUUUUCAUUGUUCAAGACCUGCAGAAAGGAAGUAGCAAUGGCCUUGAAUCAAAAAGUGGGGCUUUGGAAACUGCUACUAUCGUUGGUGAUAAAAAGUUUGUCAUUGGUGGAACCGAGGGUGAAACAUUUUCUGUUAAAGUUCAAAUUCUUGGAGAAUGGGUUAAUGUCGUUGAGCUAGGCACCAAACCCAUUUCAUGUAAUGGCCACUCAGCUGUGCUUCUGAAAGACCGAAUACUAAUUCUCAAGAAAAAUUCUAAGCCAGAUGAUUGUAUAUGGUUUUUGGAGGUAGACACUCAAUAUGUAAGGAUGCAGAAGAAGCUUUUGGGGACCGAGGUUGUAGCAUGGAGUAAGGGUGUGAUGGGAAAUGCUGAGAAACCUGUUAUUAUCAGUGGUCCUUCUGGAGUAGGUAAAGGAACAUUGAUAUCAAUGCUCAUGAAGGAAUUUCCCUCUAUGUUUGGUUUCUCUGUGAGCCACACAACCCGUGCACCAAGAAGCAUGGAGAAAGAUGGGGUCCAUUACCAUUUUACUCAGAAAAGUGUUAUGGAGAAAGAAAUUAAAGAUGGAAAGUUUCUGGAGUUUGCUUCUGUCCAUGGUAAUCUUUAUGGGACCAGUGUUGAGGCUGUGGAGCUGGUAUCAGAUGCCGGGAAAAGAUGUAUUCUUGAUAUUGAUGUUCAAGGGGCAAGAUCUGUGAGGGCUAGUUCUCUAGAAGCCAUGUUCAUCUUUGUCUGCCCCCCAUCAAUGGAAGAGCUGGAGAAGCGUCUUCGUGACCGAGGGACAGAGACAGAAGAACAGGUCCUAAAGCGGUUACGAAAUGCUCAGAAUGAGAUUGAGCAAGGGAAGUCAUCAGGCAUAUUUGAUCACAUCUUAUACAAUGACAAACUUGAGGAGUGUUAUGUGUCUCUGAAGAAAUUAUUGGGACUUCAUGGUUGUGUCACUCCUCCUCCCAAGUCAGCACCAAAAGAGAUCAUCAAAAUCCCAAAAGAUCAUUCAGUCUCAAAAAUUGAUGACAAAAUCAUCAUAAACUGCAUCUCUUCAGAACUACAAAAGGAAUCAAAGAACUUGAUCAUGUUAGAUGUCUUCUCACUUAAAGGGGGUGCACCUGGACGAACAAGAGGACUUGAUUUUAAAGUCAUUGACUCGUUUUCAAAUGGCAAUAGGAAUGGACCAAUGUGACAUUCAAUGAUCAAUGAACUUGGUUAAAACUAACAUGGUUUUUCUCCAUUCAUUUACAAUUAUUUGAGAAAAUAGGCCAGGGAUGAGAAUUUAGGUUCAUUUCUUGAGUUUUUUUUUUUUUUCUCUUUCUGGUUGGUCGUUAUGACAGUUCAAUUUGACAUGACUUAUUUGAAACAAUUAUUUUUCCAUACAGUCAAUGAGAAAUUAUUGGUGAUUUUUGCGGCUAAAA
This is a messenger RNA of Cajanus cajan (pigeon pea), 1786 nucleotides long. Its product is annotated as guanylate kinase 2. NCBI's taxonomy places the organism in Eukaryota, Viridiplantae, Streptophyta, Magnoliopsida, Fabales, Fabaceae. The record is from RefSeq and is a predicted model, not a curated record. Gene Ontology annotation, cellular component: cytosol. Gene Ontology annotation, molecular function: GMP kinase activity. Gene Ontology annotation, biological process: purine nucleotide metabolic process.